Molecule: messenger RNA, 531 nt
Organism: Brachypodium distachyon (stiff brome)
Lineage: Eukaryota; Viridiplantae; Streptophyta; Magnoliopsida; Poales; Poaceae
Product: probable small nuclear ribonucleoprotein G
Exons: 4
Coding region: 127-372 (81 amino acids)
Biological process (GO): mRNA splicing, via spliceosome; spliceosomal snRNP assembly
Cellular component (GO): U2 snRNP; U12-type spliceosomal complex; catalytic step 2 spliceosome
Molecular function (GO): RNA binding
Source: RefSeq, a predicted model, not a curated record
CUCCGCCCUUACCUUUAAAAGUGGACUCACCCGCGUCCUGCCUACGCCGUCGCUAGGGUUUUGUCACGCAGAGAAGAAGAGGAGGCGGAGUGCUAGCUUCAGGAUCCCCUUCGAUUCGUAGCCAGCAUGAGCCGAUCGGGGCAACCUCCGGAUCUCAAGAAGUACAUGGACAAGAAGCUACAAAUCAAGAUGAAUGCAAAUCGUGUUGUUAUUGGCACCCUCCGAGGAUUUGAUCAGUUCAUGAAUCUGGUGGUGGACAACACCGUGGAGGUCAAUGGAAACGAGAAGACCGAUAUUGGAAUGGUGGUUGUCAGGGGAAACAGUGUAGUCAUGAUUGAGGCACUGGAGCCGAUUGCCAAAUCGCAACAGUGAUUUCCAAGGCAGGCAUCUAUCUGGUAGUGUGAGAACUGAUGUACAUGCUGUUAUUUGCUCAUAUUGUAUCUUGACUAAUGUUUUCUUGGAAGUACUAUGAAUUGAAUGUGGUUCACCGACUUAUAUUUUAUUGCAAGCUCAUGAUCUUAUGUUUUUAUU